Messenger RNA from Drosophila rhopaloa, 1321 nucleotides. It is a transcript of the gene HLH3B, whose product is annotated as protein dimmed. NCBI's taxonomy places the organism in Eukaryota, Metazoa, Arthropoda, Insecta, Diptera, Drosophilidae. The transcript has 2 exons. Gene Ontology annotation, biological process: regulation of transcription by RNA polymerase II. The record is from RefSeq and is a predicted model, not a curated record. Bases 118 to 1191 code for a protein of 357 amino acids. Gene Ontology annotation, molecular function: RNA polymerase II cis-regulatory region sequence-specific DNA binding; protein dimerization activity; DNA-binding transcription factor activity, RNA polymerase II-specific.
UGGUUUCCAGUCACAGUCACGGAGUCGAGCCCGGCACUCAAUCAGUUGCUCACUUGGCUGCGGCACUCUGAAGGCAACAGAACAGACGCAUCCUCGUAUCCAUCCUAUUCCGGAGAGAUGGCAUGGCUACCGAGUAGCUCCAAUGGGGCGGACAACGCAGACGAACGGAGCACGGCCUCGAGCGGUUCCUCCGGACACAGCCAAACCAACGGAUCCCCACGUUCCGGACACGUAAAUGGCAACGGAGUUGUCCGGGACAUCGGCAGACAGCCGCCCGCCCUUCUCCGCCAUGCCACGCCCCAUCUGCAGCCCAAGACGGAGUCCGUUUCCGACGGAGACGGCGACGCGGAGCUCUCCGACUUCUCCCUCAACGACACCGAGGAGGACGAGGAGGAUCUGCGGGACUACAUCGUGCUCAAUGGCAACCAGGCGGAUGGCAGUCGUUCGCUGUCCAGUUCCCCGCGGAGUCACUCCCGCAACGGAUUGCUGACCGCGCCACCCAGCUCCGGAAGUUCUGCCGGCGGAGGCGGCGGGGGCGGAAACGCCUCCUCUUCCGGAGGGAAUGCCAGUGGCGGGGCCGGAGGAGGAGGAGCCACCGGCGGAGUACGCAAGGUGUUCACCAACACCAGGGAGCGAUGGCGCCAGCAGAACGUGUCCGGCGCUUUUGCGGAACUGCGCAAGCUGGUGCCCACUCAUCCGCCGGACAAGAAGCUCUCUAAGAACGAGAUCCUGCGCUCGGCCAUCAAGUAUAUCAAGCUGUUGACGGGCAUCCUCGAGUGGCAGCAGCGGCAGGUGCCGGCGCAUCCAACUGGGGGUCAGCUGGAGCCGAACAACAACGACAAUCGGGUAAUGAAUGGUCAUGCGGCGGAUGGGGAGCUGGAGAAUCCGGAUAUGCCGACAGUGCGGCACAUCAAGUGCGAGCGAACUGAUGGACAGCAGCAGCGAAAUGGGAAUGGGAAUGGGAAUGGAGGCAAUGACCUGCUCAUGAUUGCCCCGGGAGCAGUCAUCAAAAGUGAGCACCUCCUGGAGUCGGCACUGCCUCUGCAGAUUGCACCGCAGGCCAUGGUGGAAUCGCGCAUUUCAGGGACCGUAUCCGGCCUUAAGGCGGCUGGGAGUCGGAGUAGCAAGCGGCGCCUCAAGCCGGAGGGCGGAGUUACCGAUCUCAGUCUGGGCAAACACCGCCGGACGUAGUCUCCGGAAGAUGGCAUCUCCGGAGGAAUGGGUGCCGAAGCAAGGGGAGCAACUGUCGGCUAGUUUACUAUACUCAUAUAUAUACCAAUUUUUUUUUUUACCAAUAAAUUUAAAAGUUAAUAGUGCAAAU